This is a messenger RNA of Lampris incognitus (smalleye Pacific opah), 858 nucleotides long. Its product is annotated as endonuclease domain-containing 1 protein-like. Lineage: Eukaryota; Metazoa; Chordata; Actinopteri; Lampriformes; Lampridae. Gene Ontology annotation, molecular function: metal ion binding; hydrolase activity; nucleic acid binding. The record is from RefSeq and is a predicted model, not a curated record. The transcript has 3 exons. Bases 1 to 858 code for a protein of 285 amino acids.
AUGGCAGGAACAGAGGUCAAGGUCAACCUGUCGCCCGACUGUAAAGAGUUUCUUUACAUGGGCACACCGCCCCAAGGCCUUCACGCCAGGUCCUUCCAAACCAUCUGCCAGUACUAUAAAGGACAACCACGCUAUUUCACUCUGUACGACACGUCCAGCCGUGUUCCCGUUUAUUCUGCGUACACCUUCAAGCGCAGCGAUGGGUCCAAAAAGGUGGAUGUGCCUUGGAUGUACGAGCCACAGCUGUCUGUGGUGUCGGGUUCGAGAGAUAUGCAGCUCUUUCCUGAGGAGGACAUUCACCGAAGUUUCCAGGACACACAGGCUGUUCUGGAUGACUACUCAGACACAGUCAACUAUGAGCGGGGCCAGCUGAAUCCAGACGAGCACCAGGCCGACCACGACGACAAGGCCGCCACCUACACCCUGACCAACGUGGUGCCGCAGGUCCACGACUUCAGCGUCGGGCCCUGGAGAGACCAUUCGCACACCAUCCGCAGACGCCUCAACAACUACUGCUACGGUCACGCCUACGUGGUGACUGGAGUGACCGUCUCAGGCCUCAGGAUCCUCCGGCGAAACAUCCGCCGCGUGGCGGUCCCCGCCCAUCUGUGGUCGGCCUACUGCUGCGUCCAUUUUGACCACAACGCACCCUACGAGGAGCGGGCAAAGUUCCCGGCGUUUGCAUCCUAUGCACGCAACCAGAAGGAGAAUAAUGAGGUGCAGGAGAUGACCGUCCAGGAAAUCGAGGACUUUCUUAAACGAGUGACCUAUGUCAGCAAGUCCUUCCAGAUCUUCUACGACAACUGUGCACCAUCCAAAGAUACCUUGCAAUUCCCAUUAAGGAUGAUAACAAAGUGA